AUGGAAACAAAAAUCACAUUUGUUUGGGAAGUUUGUCAGUUGGGCCUUGGCCCAAUUAGUUUACCUGGUAGUCAGAAAUGCAUGCGGCCUGACUACUCUCUGGCAUUAGUCGGAAAGCAUUCCAAACUCGGGACAGACAGUGUGGUGGUCCUUCGUGGAGAAGUCCACUCUAAAGUACUUCGAGACUGUAAAUCUAGAGACUGUACUAUCUUGCUUGUUUUGCAUAACUCUAAAUCAAGACAGGUGAAGCCAUCAAAAGGCAAAAGCUUGAUGAUGGGAGCAAACCCGGACAGAGAACAUAAAGGUGCAUUGCGUCUGCCGAUGACACUAAAAAGGCGAAAGAAUUCAGAGUUUGUGACAUCUCAGAGAGUUCGUCCUAAACAACAGAGCUGCACAGAAAUGAGAAAACUGAAAACUAAGCAUGCGCUUCCUCUCUGUUUCACAAAGAUUUUGGCAGCUCCAGCUAUGCCCACACCACAAAGAAGUACACCACAUCCUCCAGAAUUUCAAGUCAACCACACUGAUCAGACCACGAGAUUCAAACGCUCUUAUCCAAAAUAUUUUCUGAAUCAAAUUUCUGUUCUGGAUAAACUAAAGGCCUCUUACAGAAUUUUUCAAGAGUUUAAUCUGCAUGUGGACCAUCGGCCUAUCGAAAGGGCAGACUUUGACCAUAAAAUCAAAGAGAAAGAGAUGAUGUACAAGAGACAUCUCGAAGAGGCGGAAGCCGCAAAAAUGGUAGAGGAAGAGAGAGCUCUAAAACAACUGAGAAGGACAAUCGUUCCUCAAACCAGACCAGUGUCAAACCUUAACAACCCAUUCUUACCUCACAAGUCGAACAAGGAGACGACAAAACCAAAUUCACCAAAGCUUAGAGUGAUUAGAAGAAUCGACAGGAGAACAAUGAUGAUGGUUUCUCCUCACAUGAGGUAGCUGUUAAAAAGUAAAAAAGACUAAGCAGCAGCAGAUAUUGCUGUUCAAGAACGUUUGAACCGCACCAACCGCUCAAC
Molecule: messenger RNA, 1007 nt
Organism: Arabidopsis thaliana (thale cress)
Lineage: Eukaryota; Viridiplantae; Streptophyta; Magnoliopsida; Brassicales; Brassicaceae
Product: TPX2 (targeting protein for Xklp2) protein family
Exons: 8
Coding region: 1-930 (309 amino acids)
Biological process (GO): regulation of mitotic spindle organization
Cellular component (GO): cytoskeleton; spindle; microtubule
Source: RefSeq, marked reviewed